AGCUGCCGAGGGGGAAGAGAGAGGGCUGUACGGCGAGAGAGCAGGGCACAGACACACACACAAAGGGAUAUUGGAGGUGUGAUCAUGGGCAUCAAAUUGUACUACACCACUGUAACGGCUUCAAGGGAGGUGAAGUCCCAGCAGGCGGAGAUCAUGCGCAUCUUGGAGAGCAAGAGCAUCCAGUUCGAGCUGAUUGACAUCUCGGUGGGUGGGGACGUAAGGGACGAGAUGAGGUCCAAAUCAGGAAACCCUACUGCCGUACCUCCACAGAUAUUCAACGAGGACCAGUACUGUGGGAAUUACGAGAUGUUCGCAGAAGCCGUGGAGGACGACAAGGUGGAGCAGUUUCUCAAGAUGGCGUGAGGGCCAGCUGCAUUCUGUAGCAUUCCACCCUAGCUCCCAUCACCCCCCGAGAAACCUCGUCCCAAAAGAUGGAGGCACGUCUCAGCCAAGGCCUGCUGGCGCUGUCACCCUGGUACCCCACCCUCCAUCCCCCAUCCUCUUCCCCCUCCACCACAUUUUCAUCUCAAUGCCAUGAUACAUGCCAAAUGCCAACCAAUCAGAAAAGCACAUGUUUGCAAUCCCAACAUGCAACACAAUCGGUUUAAAAGUCACCGAAAGAACCACUUUUUGGAAUGGUUGUUUAGUACAUUUUGUAAACUUAAAAACGUUUGUUUAUUUGUUUGUCAACCCCUCAUUUUAUUGCUCUGUCAUUUUCCAGUCUGGUACUUCUGCUUCUGAUGUGUAUGAUGUAUGUGCAUGUCACUAAUUCGUCUUAAUGUAAUUGGGAUCAGAUUAGGAAGGUGCGAUACGAUAUGUAGGUAAUGAGGUCGUCUAAUCUGGGUGGGGCCACAGCACACAUACUCAGAUUAACCUCAGAUUAUUUGAAACAACAACAACAACACAAAUUCACAAGGAUCUGUGGUCUUUGAUCUUGAUGAACUCUGGACCAAAACAACUAAGAUGAAUACUUAAUCAUCACUGUAGUCUUAAGUGAAUAUUGUUUUCUUUAAUAUUGUUUUCCCCUUUUGAUGGCCUUCAGAUUCCCAUGUUUUAUCACCACUGAAGAUAUUUUCAACAACAAAUGGUUACCACCAAAUCAGUGCAACAAGAUUAUUAUACAUUUUUGACACGGCAAGUUUGAUUGCAGUAAAAAAAAAAAAAAACAAUAUUCAGAGUAGACCAAUGUCCUCAGAAGAGUGCAUGGUUAUUACUGUACGCACUCUAGCUGUGGUUAAUAGAAGUUGAAUGUCUAUAUUCCAAAGCUAUAAUAUACAGACGGUGUCCAAAGCACAGGUUGCCCCUAUUCAGUGUUAAAGAUAGGUGCCAAUCUAAUAUCACAGAAGAAUAGCCCUUUCCACCUUAAAACAUAUUUUCUGAAGGAUUCUUGCUCUUAUCUCUGACAGAAAGUCUCCAAUGGUGUGUUUCCCAAAUCCAUGGUUGCUGAUUAAGUUAGGUAAUAUGUUGGUUGCAGUACAAUUGAGCGAAUGAAGCAUUGUGGACAGCACUCUUCAGAUUUUUCUUUGUGUAAUUCGACUAUGAACGUUUCGGGCAGAGCCCUUCUUCAGUAUGUAAUGGUGAGGAUUACAACGUUAGUAGGCGAAUAAACAGAGACAAAUCAGAAUAGUGCUGCCCUUCGCUUCAUUCACUCAUCUAUGUUUAAUGUGGGAUUCAGCACCCAGUUAAAACCGUUUUAGUCAUUGGGUGACAGUGUGAGAGUUAUUGGUUAGAAAUUAUGGUUGGGACUGGCUAGCAAUUAUGGUGUUGGCGGGGAAAAGCCGAGGGACUCUCACAAAGUCAAGUUGACUAGAUUUUACUGGACGUACUUUCUUGGAAAGAAAAGAUGCUUUCAUGCUUGGUUGGAUUCUGCCACAUGGACCACUUGAUAUAGCUUCGAAACCAACAAACAUCUCACCAUUUACUAUAGUCAAGUCAAGUCAAGUAGGUUACUAUAGAAUGCAGUGAAUAUGACUAUGCACUGAAAAAAAGGUUUUGCUCAGCUCAGCAUUUUUCGCCACUAUUGACAUGCUUUGCAUUCUGGGAUUGUUGAACCCUGAGCAGGUUCAGCCUGUAAUUGACUUUGGACCGCACGCAGGGAACCAAAAUAUACUAUAACCUAGCCUUACCUGUACCUCAGCUGCAGCACAUGGGAAGCCUGGAGGCCUUGCUUGUGAAUAGGUGAAGAGUCUGGCGAUGAAUCCCAAACUCGUCUUUGCUUAUUAAUUAAUAUGUCGGUUGUGUUCAAAUAACUCUUUGAACAGAUGUAGGUGUUUUUAUUUGUUUUUUUUUUUCUUUUUGAAGCAAAAUAUUCUGAAAUGCACUCAUAAUCUUAAGACUUGUGUACUUGGUUAUGUGUAUGUGAAGAUGUACGGAAGAAAAAAUGCCAGACGACAAAGACGGGGUUGGUCCGUUUCAUGAGCUAAUGAAAGACUAACUUUGUCUCAGUGUUUCAGUCUUGUACCAUCAGCCAUCUAAUGUCUUAAUGUCUCUGAGCUUUUUUGCUUGGCUUUUGGACCAAUGCCCCUUAUUUGGCCAAAAAACAAAAGAAAAUGUGGAAAAGAAAUGCUGUUGUCUUCCAAGAAGAUGGUGAAAAGGUGAUACAAUGAGUCAAAAUAAAAUAAUUAAAAAAGUGUA
Molecule: messenger RNA, 2634 nt
Organism: Engraulis encrasicolus (European anchovy)
Lineage: Eukaryota; Metazoa; Chordata; Actinopteri; Clupeiformes; Engraulidae
Gene: sh3bgrl3
Product: SH3 domain binding glutamate-rich protein like 3
Exons: 3
Coding region: 85-363 (92 amino acids)
Cellular component (GO): cytoplasm
Source: RefSeq, a predicted model, not a curated record